UUCCGGGACAGGCCUCCAGGUCCAGGGAGGGGGCGGUCUGACAGUUGGUUCCGCCGGGAGGGUGGGCGGGCUGCGCGAGUGGGCGCGGGCCGGAGGGCCAGAGAGUCAGCGCUGGAGAUGGGCUUUUGAUGGUGGAGAGAGGAUACUGAGUCCAGCAGGGAAUUCUGCAGCUGUAGGAGGAUACCAGUACGCAAAGGCUUCUGGAACUCACGUGCCCUCACAGCAUUUGUCUACGGCUCCAGGGAGCAGCAUCAGGGCCAGGGUGACAAUGGUCUCAGUGACUAUGGCCACUUCCGAGUGGAUCCAGUUCUUUAAGGAAGCCGGCAUCCCCCCGGGACCUGCUGUCAAUUACGCCGUGAUGUUUGUGGAUAAUAGGAUCCAGAAGAGCAUGCUUCUGGAUCUAAACAAGGAAAUCAUGAACGAGCUGGGUGUGACCGUGGUGGGCGACAUCAUCGCCAUUCUCAAGCACGCCAAGGUGGUGCACCGUCAGGAUGUGUGCAAAGCUGCCACUGAGUCAGUGCCCUGCAGCCCCAGCCCCCUCCCAGGCGAGAUGCGCCGAAGCGCCUCCAGCGGAGAUGUUUAUCGAGGACUUGUGAAGUGCCAGGAAUGUUGUAGGCACUGGGGCUUCAGCAGUAAACAGGCAGUGGUUCCUCAUGGAGCUUGCAUGCUCAUGGGAGAGCCCUCCACCGCCUCCCGCAUGAUCGCCAACAGCCUGAACCGUGACUCCCCGCCUGGAACUCCCCCCAGGCGGCCAGACACAAGCACCUCUAAGAUCUCUGUCACUGUGUCCAACAAGAUGGCAGCGAAGAGUGCCAAGGCCGCUGCUGCCCUGGCCCACCGGGAGGAGGAGAGCCUGACUGUUCCCACCAAGAGACGCAGGGUGACUGCUGAGAUGGAGGGGAAGUACAUCAUCAACAUGCCCAAAGGCACCACCCCCCGGACCCGCAAGAUCCUCGAGCAGCAACAGGCAGCGAAAGGUGUCCACAGGACGUCCGUGUUUGACCGUCUCGGCGCCGAGACCAAGGCGGACACGACAACAGGAAAUAAACCCACGGGAGUCUUCAGCCGCCUGGGGGCCACGCCAGAGUUGGAUGAGGACCUGGCUUGGGACAGCGACAAUGAGAGCAGCAGCUCUGUCCUGCAGUAUGCCGGGGUCCUGAAGAAGCUAGGCCGGGGCCCAACCAAGACCAGCCCCCAGCCGGCACUGACUGUCAAAGCCAAGGCCACAAGCUCGAUGACGAAGGCCAACACCCCCAACACCCCACCGCUGCGGCGCCUGGCCAGCAAUGCCCAUCCCAGGCUUGAGAGGAAGCCAGAGUCUCUGUCCAAAGUCAGCAUCAUCCAGAGACUGGGCAAGACUGCCCUUGUGCCCGAGGCCCAGGACAGCCAGGUCACGAGCACCAAGAGUAAGUCCUCAGCCAAGGUCAAGGUCACCAUUAAGAGGACUCUAGGGCCCCGGGGGAACAGCUCCAGCGAGGGCCUUGGUGCCCAGAUGGACCAUGCGGGCACUGUGAGCGUGUUCAAAAGACUGGGCCGCAGGACCUUCUAGCCCACAGGUGGGGCGCAGGCCCCUUCCUAGGCUCCUGGUUCCAUCAGUCUUCAGCGAGGGCACGGCCCCCGCUUCUGGAUGACACUGCUGGUCCUCCUCCGGCAUUCAGGCCGGGUCCCAGCUUUGUGGGGAUGCACCUCGUUUUCCUGAGUCUGAGGUGGUCGUGUGGCCUGGCCUUGCCGCUCUGGGACUUCCCUUCUCUCACAUCCUCUGCUCUGUCCUCUCUGACUGUGGCCUUGGCAGGGCCCAUUUUUCUACCUCUCCCGAGUGCCAAGUGCCCUUGUCCUCUCCCCCAUCCCCUUCCCUCUCAGCAGCAUCUGCUGCCUCAAACCCCAGGUCCUUGGCCUUUUGGUCCCCCAGAGUGGGUGUCACCUGCUGGGUCUCCCCCCACCCCCCCGCCGCUUCCCGACUUCCCUCACUCCUCUGUCCCCCAGCUUUUACUGCUUUAACUCUCCUGUCUCCCUCCUGCACUCUGUUCAUUUCUCUUCUGUUUUCUGUCCCUGUGGCAAGGCCCGACUGUCCGCUGCGUCCUGCCUGGCCCUCCUGCACCUGUGGCCUCCCAGCGGCCCCCUCGUCGACAGUGGCGUGGAGCCCGUAGAGACUGUUAGCAGGCCUCACUCCCGGGCUGCAGCAGGGGCACCUCCGUCUCCCUGCCCUGGGCAUCUCUCUGAGAGGCUGUGGCGGGUGGUGGGCAAGGGGCACUGGGAACGAAGGCCAGUACCAAGAGAGAAGAAAACAGCUGUUUUAAUAUAUUUUUGUGACUUUC
Messenger RNA from Phyllostomus discolor (pale spear-nosed bat), 2315 nucleotides. RefSeq names its product chromosome 12 C19orf47 homolog (gene C12H19orf47). The transcript has 12 exons. NCBI's taxonomy places the organism in Eukaryota, Metazoa, Chordata, Mammalia, Chiroptera, Phyllostomidae. Gene Ontology annotation, cellular component: nucleus. The record is from RefSeq and is a predicted model, not a curated record. Bases 269 to 1549 code for a protein of 426 amino acids.